Nannospalax galili (Upper Galilee mountains blind mole rat) is the source of this 8979-nucleotide messenger RNA. It is a transcript of the gene Itpr3, whose product is annotated as inositol 1,4,5-trisphosphate receptor type 3. Bases 296 to 8308 code for a protein of 2670 amino acids. The record is from RefSeq and is a predicted model, not a curated record. The transcript is spliced from 58 exons. Gene Ontology annotation, cellular component: membrane; endoplasmic reticulum. NCBI's taxonomy places the organism in Eukaryota, Metazoa, Chordata, Mammalia, Rodentia, Spalacidae. Gene Ontology annotation, molecular function: inositol 1,4,5-trisphosphate-gated calcium channel activity; inositol 1,4,5 trisphosphate binding. Gene Ontology annotation, biological process: calcium ion transmembrane transport.
UCCUGCUCCUUCCUCACUGCAGGUACGCGAGGGCCGGGCUGGGUGGGAGGGCGGCGGGGCGAACAGACGCGGGCACGUCUUCUUCGUGACCCCCGGCCGCGCCGCGCCUCCUCCCACUCCCGAGGUACCCCCACCUCCCCGCCAGUACCCGCCUCCCGGGCGCCCGGAUCGUCGCGAUCGCCGGGCUCCGAGGUGGCACUGCGCCCCUCUCUGCCACCGUCCUCUGCCCCCAGCCUGGCCGCUUGUCCACAGGCGUCCUCGUCACCUCGGAGGGGCCCCCCGGAGGGCCAAAGCCAUGAACGAAAUGUCCAGUUUUCUUCACAUCGGGGACAUAGUGUCCCUGUACGCCGAGGGCUCCGUCAAUGGCUUCAUCAGCACUUUGGGGCUGGUGGAUGACCGCUGUGUGGUAGAGCCUGCAGCCGGGGGCUUGGACAAUCCCCCCAAGAAGUUCCGAGAUUGCCUCUUCAAGGUGUGCCCCAUGAACCGCUACUCAGCACAGAAGCAGUACUGGAAGGCUAAGCAGACGAAGCAGGACAAAGAGAAGAUCGCUGACGUGGUGUUGCUACAGAAGCUGCAGCAUGCGGCCCAGAUGGAGCAGAAACAAAAUGACACGGAGAACAAGAAGGUGCAUGGCGACGUGGUGAAGUAUGGCAGCGUGAUCCAGCUUCUGCACAUGAAGAGUAACAAAUACUUGACGGUGAACAAGCGGCUUCCAGCCUUGCUGGAGAAAAAUGCCAUGCGGGUGACGCUGGAUGCCACAGGCAACGAGGGCUCCUGGCUUUUCAUCCAGCCCUUCUGGAAGCUGCGGAGCAAUGGGGACAAUGUGGUCGUUGGGGACAAGGUGAUUCUGAAUCCUGUCAAUGCAGGGCAGCCUCUGCAUGCUAGCAGUUACGAGCUCAGUGACAAUCCCGGCUGCAAGGAGGUCAACUCUGUGAAUUGCAACACCAGCUGGAAGAUCAACCUGUUCAUGCAAUUCCGGGAUCACCUUGAGGAGGUGUUGAAGGGGGGAGAUGUGGUGCGGCUCUUCCACGCAGAACAGGAGAAGUUCCUGACUUGUGAUGAGUACAAGGGCAAACUGCAGGUCUUCCUGCGCACCACACUGCGCCAGUCGGCCACCUCAGCCACCAGCUCCAACGCACUCUGGGAGGUGGAGGUGGUCCACCAUGAUCCUUGCCGAGGAGGAGCUGGCCACUGGAAUGGUCUAUACCGCUUUAAGCACCUGGCCACAGGCAACUAUCUGGCUGCUGAGGAAAACCCAAGCUACAAAGGUGAUGUUGCAGACCCCAAGGCAGCAGGAUUGGGGGCCCAGAGUCGUGUAGGCCGCAGGAACGCAGGGGACAAGAUCAAGUACCGUCUCGUGGCCGUGCCCCAUGGCAAUGACAUUGCCUCUCUCUUUGAGCUGGACCCCACAACACUGCAGAAAACCGACUCCUUUGUGCCCCGGAACUCGUAUGUGCGGCUGCGGCACCUCUGUACCAACACCUGGAUCCAGAGCACUAAUGUGCCUAUUGACGUAGAAGAGGAGCGGCCUAUCCGGCUUAUGCUGGGCACCUGCCCCACCAAGGAAGACAAGGAGGCCUUUGCCAUUGUGUCGGUGCCUGUGUCUGAGAUCCGAGAUCUGGACUUUGCCAAUGAUGCAAGCACUAUGCUGGCCAGCACUGUGGAGAAGCUCAAUGAGGGUUUCAUCAGCCAGAAUGACCGCAGGUUUGUCAUCCAGCUGCUGGAGGACCUGGUGUUUUUUGUCAGUGAUGUUACCAACAACGGGCAGAACGUUCUGGACAUCAUGGUCUCCAAGCCCAACCGGGAGCGACAGAAGCUGAUGCGGGAGCAGAACAUCCUCAAGCAGAUUUUUGGCAUCCUGAAGGCUCCAUUCCGUGACAAGGGGGGCGAGGGCCCGCUGGUGCGGCUGGAGGAGCUGUCGGACCAGAAAAAUGCCCCCUACCAGCACAUGUUCCGCCUGUGCUACCGUGUGCUACGGCACUCGCAGGACGAUUACCGUAAGAACCAGGAGCACAUCGCUAAGCAGUUUGGGAUGAUGCAAUCUCAGAUUGGUUACGACAUCCUGGCUGAGGACACCAUCACUGCCCUGCUUCACAAUAACCGCAAGCUGCUGGAGAAGCACAUUACCAAGACAGAGGUGGAGACCUUCGUCAGCCUCGUGCGCAAGAACCGAGAGCCCAGGUUCCUGGACUACCUCUCUGACCUGUGUGUAUCCAAUCACAUUGCCAUCCCUGUCACCCAGGAGCUCAUUUGCAAGUGUGUGCUGGACCCCAAGAACAGCGACAUUCUCAUCCAGACUGAGCUGCGGCCAGUGAAGGAGAUGGCCCAGUCUCACGAGUACCUCAGCAUCGAAUACUCAGAAGAGGAAGUGUGGCUCACGUGGACUGACAGAAAUAACGAACAUCAUGAGAAGAGCGUGAGGCAGCUGGCCCAGGAGGCGCGGGCAGGCAAUGCCCAUGAUGAGAAUGUGCUCAGCUACUACAGAUACCAGCUGAAGCUAUUUGCCCGCAUGUGUCUGGACCGCCAGUACCUGGCCAUUGACGAGAUCUCCCAGCAGCUGGGUGUGGACCUGCUUUUCCUGUGCAUGGCUGAUGAGAUGCUGCCCUUCGACCUCCGGGCCUCCUUCUGCCACCUGAUGCUGCAUGUGCACGUUGACCGCGACCCCCAGGAGCUGGUGACACCCGUCAAGUUCGCCCGUCUCUGGACAGAGAUCCCCACCGCCAUCACCAUCAAGGACUAUGAUUCCAACCUCAACGCCUCCCGAGAUGACAAGAAGAAUAAGUUUGCGAGCACCAUGGAGUUCGUGGAGGAUUACCUCAACAACGUGGUCAGCGAGGCGGUGCCCUUUGCCAAUGAGGAGAAGAACAAGCUCACCUUUGAGGUGGUCAGCCUGGCGCACAAUCUCAUCUACUUCGGCUUCUACAGCUUCAGCGAGCUGCUGCGGCUCACUCGCACGCUGCUGGGCAUCAUCGACUGCGUGCAGGCGCCCCCGGCCAUGCUGCAGGCUUAUGAGGAGUCUGGUGGCAAGAACGUGCGGCGGUCCAUCCAGGGUGUGGGCCACAUGAUGUCCACCAUGGUGCUGAGCCGCAAGCAGUCUGUCUUUGGUGCGCCCAGCCUGCCUGCUGGCGCGGGUGCCCCUGAGCCGCUGGACAGGAGCAAGUUCGAGGAUAAUGAAGACAUAGUGGUGAUGGAGACCAAACUGAAGAUCCUGGAGAUCCUGCAGUUCAUCCUCAACGUGCGCCUGGACUAUCGCAUCUCCUACCUGCUGUCGGUCUUCAAGAAGGAGUUUGUGGAGGUGUUCCCCAUGCAGGACAGUGGGGCAGACGGCACAGCUCCUGCCUUCGACUCUACCACUGCCAAUAUGAAUCUGGACCGCAUUGGAGAGCAAGCAGAGGCCAUGUUUGGAGUGGGGAAGACCAGCAGCAUGCUGGAGGUGGAUGACGAGGGCGGCCGCAUGUUCCUGCGUGUGCUGCUGCACCUGACCAUGCACGACUACCCGCCACUCGUCUCUGGAGCCCUGCAGCUUCUCUUCAAGCACUUUAGCCAGCGCCAAGAGGCCAUGCACACCUUCAAGCAGGUCCAGCUGCUGAUCUCGGCCCAGGACGUAGAGAACUACAAGGUGAUCAAGUCGGAACUAGACCGGCUGAGGACGAUGGUGGAGAAGUCGGAGCUCUGGGUGGACAAGAAGGGCAGCAGCAAGGGCGAGGAGGGGGAGGGGGGCACUGCCAAGGAGAAGAAGGAGCGGCCCUCGGAUGAGGAGGGAUUUCUGCCGUCACCUGGGGAGAAGAGCAGUGAGAACUAUCAGAUUGUCAAGGGCAUCCUGGAGCGGUUGAACAAGAUGUGUGGGGUCGGAGAGCAGAUGAGGAAGAAGCAACAGAGGCUUUUGAAGAACAUGGAUGCCCAUAAAGUCAUGCUGGACCUGCUCCAGAUCCCCUAUGACAAGGGUGACAGCAAGAUGCUGGAGAUUCUCCGCUACACACACCAUUUCCUGCAGAAGUUUUGCACCGGGAACCCUGGCAACCAGGCCCUGCUGCACAAGCACCUGCAGCUCUUCCUCACGCCUGGGCUCCUGGAGGCAGACACCAUGCAGCACAUCUUCUUCAACAACUACCAGCUGUGCUCCGAGAUCAGCGAGCCAGUGCUGCAGCACUUCGUGCACCUGCUGGCCACCCACGGGCGCCACGUGCAGUACCUGGAUUUCCUGCACACUGUCAUCAAGGCCGAGGGCAAGUAUGUGAAGAAGUGCCAGGACAUGAUCAUGACUGAGCUGACCAAUGCAGGUGAUGACGUGGUAGUGUUCUACAAUGACAAAGCCUCGCUAGCCCACCUCCUAGAAAUGAUGAAGGCGGCCCGAGAUGGUGUGGAGGAUCACAGCCCCCUCAUGUACCACAUCUCCCUGGUGGACUUGUUGGCCGCCUGUGCAGAGGGCAAGAAUGUGUACACAGAGAUCAAGUGUACCUCCCUGCUGCCGCUGGAGGAUGUGGUGUCGGUGGUGACGCACGAGGACUGUAUCACGGAGGUGAAAAUGGCCUAUGUGAACUUUGUGAACCACUGCUACGUGGACACAGAGGUGGAGAUGAAAGAGAUCUACACCAGCAACCACAUCUGGACGCUCUUUGAGAACUUCACCUUGGACAUGGCUCUUGUCUGUAACAAGCGGGAGAAGCGCCUGUCGGACCCCACCCUGGAGAAGUAUGUGCUCACCGUGGUGCUGGACACCAUCAGCGCCUUCUUCAGCUCCCCGUUCUCAGAGAACAGCACCUCACUGCAGACGCACCAGACAAUUGUAGUCCAGCUGUUGCAGUCCACCACAAGGCUGCUUGAGUGUUCCUGGCUUCAGCAGCAACACAAGGGGUCUGUGGAGGCCUGUGUCCGCACCCUUGCCAUGGUGGCCAAGAGCCGGGCCAUCUUGCUGCCCAUGGACCUGGAUGCCCACAUCAGCGCCCUGCUCAGUAGUGGGGCCAGCAGUGUAACCACUGCCCAGCGCAAUGCUGCCAACUACAAGACAGCCACGAGGACCUUCCCCCGAGUCAUCCCCACCGCCAAUCAGUGGGACUACAAGAACAUCAUUGAGAAGCUGCAGGACAUCAUCACGGCCCUGGAGGAGCGGCUGAAGCCCCUGGUGCAGGCUGAGCUGUCAGUGCUGGUGGAUGUGCUGCACUGGCCUGAGCUGCUCUUCCUGGAGGGCAGUGAGGCUUACCAGCGCUGUGAGAGUGGGGGCUUCCUGUCCAAGCUGAUCCGGCACACCAAGGGCCUCAUGGAGUCGGAGGAGAAACUGUGCGUGAAGGUGCUGCGGAUGCUGCAGCAGAUGCUGCUGAAGAAGAGCAAGUACGGGGACCGGGGCAACCAGCUGAGGAAGAUGCUGCUGCAAAACUACCUGCAGAACCGCAAGUCCAGCUCCUGGGGAGAGCUUCCAGACCCCACAGGCUCCGGCCAGGACCAGGACUGGUCAGCCAUUGCAGCCACCCAGUGCCGGCUGGACAAGGAGGGGGCCACCAAGCUGGUAUGCGACCUCAUCACUAGCACAAAGAACGAGAAGAUCUUCCAGGAGAGCAUUGGCUUGGCCAUCCGUCUGCUGGACGGGGGCAACACCGAGAUCCAGAAAUCCUUCUACAACCUGAUGAUGAGCGACAAGAAAUCUGAGCGCUUCUUCAAGGUGCUGCACGACCGCAUGAAGCAAGCUCAGCAGGAGACCAAGUCCACUGUGGCCGUUAACAUGAGUGACCUGAGCAGUCCACCACAUGAGGACCGUGAGCCACCAGACCCCACAACCAAAGGCCGUGUGGCCUCCUUCUCCAUGCCCAGCUCCUCCUCCCGCUAUUCGCUGGGCCCCAGCCUGCACCGGGGGCAUGAGGUGGGUGAGCGCGUGCAGAACGAGAUGGGCACCUCCGUGCUAGUGAUGCGGCCCAUCCUGCGAUUCCUGCAGCUGCUGUGUGAGAAUCACAACCGUGACCUACAGAACUUCCUGCGCUGUCAGAACAACAAGACCAACUACAACCUGGUGUGUGAGACGCUGCAGUUCCUGGACAUCAUGUGUGGCAGCACCACGGGGGGCCUGGGGCUGCUGGGGUUGUACAUCAACGAGGACAACGUGGGCCUCGUCAUCCAGACUCUGGAGACUCUCACCGAGUACUGCCAAGGCCCGUGUCAUGAGAACCAGACCUGCAUUGUGACUCACGAGUCCAAUGGCAUUGACAUCAUCACUGCACUGAUUCUCAACGACAUCAGCCCACUGUGCAAGUACCGCAUGGAUUUGGUGCUGCAGCUCAAGGACAACGCCUCCAAGCUGCUCCUGGCUCUGAUGGAGAGUCGACAUGACAGUGAGAACGCAGAGCGCAUCCUCAUCAGCCUGCGGCCUCAGGAGCUGGUGGACGUCAUCAAGAAAGCCUACCUGCAGGAAGAGGAGCGGGAGAACUCGGAGGUGAGCCCACGUGAAGUGGGCCACAACAUCUACAUCCUGGCGCUGCAGCUUUCCAGACACAACAAACAGCUGCAACACCUGCUGAAGCCGGUCAAACGCAUCCAGGAGGAGGAGGCCGAGGGCAUUUCUUCCAUGCUCAGCCUCAACAACAAGCAGCUGUCCCAGAUGCUCAAGUCUUCUGCGCCAGCUCAGGAGGAGGAGGAAGACCCGCUGGCCUACUAUGAGAACCACACCUCACAGAUCGAGAUCGUGCGGCAAGACCGAAGCAUGGAGCAGAUCGUGUUCCCGGUGCCCGGCAUCUGCCAGUUCCUGACGGAGGAGACAAAGCACCGGCUCUUUACCACCACUGAGCAGGAUGAACAGGGCAGCAAAGUGAGCGACUUUUUUGACCAGUCCUCCUUCCUGCACAACGAGAUGGAGUGGCAGCGCCGGCUCCGCAGCAUGCCGCUUAUCUACUGGUUCUCCCGCCGCAUGACGCUGUGGGGUAGCAUCUCCUUCAACCUGGCUGUGUUCAUCAACAUCAUCAUCGCCUUCUUCUACCCCUACGUAGAGGGCGCGUCCACAGGCGUGCUGGGCUCCCCGCUCAUCUCACUGCUCUUCUGGAUCCUCAUCUGCUUCUCCAUUGCGGCGCUGUUCACCAAGCGCUACAGUGUCCGCCCCCUCAUCGUGGCUCUCAUCCUGCGCUCCAUCUACUACCUGGGCAUCGGGCCCACGCUCAACAUCCUGGGUGCCCUCAAUCUGACCAACAAGAUCGUGUUUGUGGUGAGCUUCGUGGGUAACCGUGGCACCUUCAUCCGAGGCUACAAGGCCAUGGUCAUGGACAUGGAGUUUCUGUACCAUGUGGGCUACAUCCUGACAAGUGUCCUGGGCCUCUUCGCCCAUGAGCUGUUCUACAGCAUUCUACUCUUUGACCUCAUCUAUCGUGAGGAGACACUGUUCAAUGUCAUCAAGAGUGUGACCCGCAAUGGCCGCUCCAUCCUGCUGACUGCCCUGCUGGCCCUCAUCCUUGUCUACCUCUUCUCUAUCGUGGGCUUCCUCUUCCUCAAGGAUGACUUCAUCCUCGAGGUGGACCGGCUGCCUGGGAACCACUCCAGAGCCAGCCCCCUGGGGAUGCCACAUGGAGCUGCCACGUUUGUGGGCACGUGCAGUAGGGAUGAGAUGGGCUGUGUUUCGGGGGUCUCAGUACCAGAGUUUCUGGAAGAGGAUGGGGAGCUCGAUAGCACAGAGCGGGCCUGCGACACUUUGCUCAUGUGCAUCGUCACUGUCAUGAACCACGGGUUGCGCAACGGCGGUGGCGUGGGCGACAUCCUCCGCAAGCCCUCCAAAGAUGAGUCCCUCUUCCCUGCCCGGGUGGUAUAUGACCUCCUGUUCUUCUUCAUCGUCAUCAUCAUCGUGCUGAACCUCAUCUUCGGGGUGAUCAUCGACACCUUCGCCGAUCUGCGAAGUGAGAAGCAGAAGAAGGAAGAGAUCCUCAAGACCACGUGCUUCAUCUGCGGUCUGGAAAGGGACAAGUUCGACAACAAGACGGUGUCCUUCGAGGAGCACAUCAAGCUGGAGCACAACAUGUGGAACUACCUGUACUUCAUUGUGCUGGUCCGUGUCAAGAACAAGACCGACUACACCGGCCCUGAGAGCUACGUGGCCCAGAUGAUCAAGAACAAGAACCUGGACUGGUUCCCAAGGAUGCGGGCUAUGUCCCUAGUGAGCAAUGAGGGUGAGGGUGAGCAGAAUGAGAUUCGCAUCCUGCAGGAGAAGCUGGGCUCCACCAUGAAGCUGGUAUCACACCUUACCGCCCAGCUCAACGAGCUCAAGGAGCAGAUGACAGAGCAGCGGAAACGCAGGCAACGCCUGGGCUUUGUGGAUGUGCAGAACUGCAUGAGCCGCUGAGGCGAGCCCUUGAAGUCCCAACAGGCCUGCCACUGGGGGCCAAUCGGGAGCAGCACCACCCCUCCUGAAGGGGGCCUGCCAGCCCACCAGCCUCUGACUACUGCCAGCUCGCCACUGCCCCCCACCCCCAGCCAGGUCUGACCAGGUGGGAGCACUUCAGAGUGGACAGCCCUGCCUAGAGCCCAUAAAGUGACUCAGUUUACCUUAGUGCCUUAGAAGAUAGGUCCUUGAGACCGCUGUCCUGCCCUUUGGGCUGCCUCUCAUCUCCAAGCACUACACUUUGGCUGCCACCCACUUUAGGGCGUUGACAGUGUCGCUGUUCCUAGCAACUUAGGGCUUUGUGUUUAACUUAUUCCUGGGGGCUGACCCACUGUGCUGUGGAUGCACAGCUCCCAGUGCCUGCUGGGGACAGUGUGCUGACCUUCCGGCCCUGUCCAUGUGGUCCAACUCAGGAUGGACAGCCUUGUUCCCAGGACCUGCCUCUCUCUGGGCCUCAUGGGCAAGAGUCACAGGCCCAGGGGACAAGGUCUGAGCUGUGUGAAAGUGGCUGUUUUUUGACUUUUUCUCUUUGGUGUAAUGUUUUACAAGUCUUGUGUCCCAAGAACUAAUAUGUUAAUUGCCUUAAAUAAAUUAACAGAAACCUAGUCCAUGAACCAGGUGUAUGCUUCUGU